Molecule: messenger RNA, 307 nt
Organism: Spodoptera littoralis (African cotton leafworm)
Lineage: Eukaryota; Metazoa; Arthropoda; Insecta; Lepidoptera; Noctuidae
Source: the annotation of a GenBank genome assembly
AUGGCACCCAGACCCAAAACAACAAUUUGUGGAUCACACAAAGUGUUGUUCAGUGCGAGAAUCGAACCCGGGACCCCUUACCCGGCAGCCAGUUGCCCAACGACCGCGCCAACCGUGCAGUCAUUUUACUGAAUAUUAUUUCAAAUUCAUAAAAGUAUCUCUUAUACUUUAGCAGUAUAAUUUUUUUAAGAUACAACAAUACUUAUUGUAGAUAAACAACAUAAAUAUAAUGUUGUACAUUGAAAAUAUUAUUGUUCCAAACACAAACUAACAAAAUUACAAUAUACCGUCAUUUUCAUGAAACAUG